CAGCCGCUGGUGCCUACGCCUUCUCCGCGCCGCCGCCUCUGGAUGGCACAAACUUUCCUCCCGGGACGGAACACACUGUCUCCGGGAGCCCGUACCCACGCCUUCUCCUCAGCUCGUCCCGAACGCUGCUGAGAUGGGUUGUGGAUUAAACAAGUUAGAGAAACGCGAUGACAAGCGGCCUGGAAAUAUCUACUCAACUUUGAAGAGGCCGCAGGUGGAAACCAAGAUAGAUGUGUCCUAUGAAUACCGCUUCCUGGAGUUCACGACCCUGAGUGUGGGUGAUCCUGAUGCAGGUGUGCUCAGCAGCCAUGCUGAGAAAGCGUUUCCUGGCAGUGGACCGCCCGUGAUUUACACAGGAGCGCAGUCCUGGAAAACCGAGCUCCCGCGGUCCUCAGCGGUGCGGCUGGCCUCCCUGCGGGACCUGCCUGCCCAGCUCCUGGAGCUGUACCAGCAGGGCUUCUUGCUGGUGGCCCUGCACCCCUUCGUGCAACCAGCCCACAAGCAGGAGAAGACUCCCCUUGAGCGCAUCUUCAGGGCCAUCCUGAUCAAGAAGAGCGACAGAUCUCAGAACCCUGAUGUCCACAAUGAAGGCUACAUCUUGGAGUUAGAUUGCUGUUCCUCCUUAGUUCACCUGACAGACCAAAAAAUCAUCCCCGAGUUCAUCAAGAAGAUCCAGGAGGCUGCCGGCCGGGGCCUGAAAUUCGUGGGUGUCAUCCCUCAGUACCACUGCCCAGUGAACUCAGCAGGCAGCAGUCCCCUGGUGGAUGCCAGGGGUGCGGAAACAGAGCCAGGCGGGGGUGGGAACAAGAAGAACCCAGGUGCUCCAGCAGGGGUGGACGGAAGCCCAGAGCCAGACCAGGGCCCAGCCGGGGAGACACCCAUUGCCAAGCAACCCAGCUUGCCUUUGGAAGAGGAGGACGGUUCAGAACUUCCCAAGACUCUGGAUGGACCGGAUGGCGACCCGUCCGAAGUGCAUGGGGAUCCACUCUCGGGAAGAAUGGAGAUCUUCGCCCUUUUCAACAGACCCGAGAGCCGUCAGGAGUGCCGGCAGUACUACCCCAUCACCAUUCCCCUCCGGGUGUCCACGAACGGCCAGGCGGUGAGCAGUGUGGAUGCCAACUGGCUGGAGCACAUGAGCGACCACUUCCGGAAGGGAGGCGUGCUGGUGAACGCGGUCUUCUACCUGGGCAUGGUCAAUGAUCCCUUACACAGCUUGACAGAUGGAGUAUUCAUCUUUGAAGCUGUUUCCACAGAAGAUAGCAAAACCAUGCAGGGCUAUGAUGCUAUUGUUGUCGAACAAUGGACGGUCCUGGAAGGCGUCGAGGUGCAGACAGACUACGUGCCCCUGCUGAACUCACUGGCAGCCUACGGCUGGCAGCUCACCUGUGUGCUACCAACGCCCGUCGUCAAGACUGACAGGGAGGGAAAGGUGUCCACCAAGCAGAUUGUCUUUCUUCAGAGACCGUGUCUACCUCAGAAAAUCAAGAGGAAGGAGUCGAAGUUCCAGUGGCGGUUCUCCCGGGAAGACACGCACAGCAGGCAGAUGAGGAAAUCCAGAGGUAAACUCAGUGCCAGAGACAAGAGACAAGAAGAAAACGACAGGAAUCCAGACGCCCAGUUUUCCAAGGCCGGCGACGUGGGAAACUGUGUGCUGAGCCGGCAGCAGGACGGAGCCCUGGAGGAGGUCACGGGAGAACAGCUGUGUCUGGGCGGCCGGCCCUGCGUGGAGGGCGGGGCCGUGCAGAACGGUCCUGCCAGCCACUGCGGGGCGCAGGCCGGGGGCUGCGAGGGGCACUCGGGUCCCGCGGAGGGGGCCGGGGAGGGAGGUGCUGAGGACGUGGCUGCAGAGACCGUGGAAGACCACUGAGUCUCAGCAGCUGGCACUGAGCCAGAUGAGUUGGCCAACCCCAGGCACUGUGCCGGCAGCCGGGUCAGGGCUGGUUCGCCCUGGUGUCCUGUGUUACCCUUUGGCUUGGCUUGACCUCUCCUGUGAGCUCACCCAGGCCCUCCAAGGGCUGGCUUCCUGACAGUGUUGGUUUCUGCACAUCCAUUCGAAACAUGUCAUAACGCCCCAGUGUUAGAAUGCAAGAGGUCAGGUUAUUUCUUCUAAACCUCAGGGCUGAAGGCCCGGCCCUGGCUCCACCACUCCUCAGUGGGAGGGUCUGGACCGUCCAGUGCCUGUGUCCACCCCAGGGCCUCCAGGGAGCAGUCAGGUCAAGUCCGUGGGCCUCCCUGGCUACAAACCAGGCCUGUGGGUUUAUUCCCACACCCUGCUGGGGCAGAGUCCACCCCUGGCUGUUCGCUGCAGCUCCCUGGUGAUUGUAACAACCCCUGGAGCCCUGUCAGCUGCUCUUCACCUAAAGCCCAGGACCCUGCUGCUUUGGCAAAGACAAUGACAUUAGGGGAGGGGAGGUGCCCCACCUCCUGGCUUUUCUCAAAGUAUUCCCGUAGAUACUGGUGAUCCGGAAAUGAAGAGGUAAUUCUGUGUGUGCACCUGCUCUUGCAGAACGUCUAAGAAAGUAUUCUGUGUUAGUAUUAAUGCCAAAAAUUUUUUAAAGUUUUGUAUUCAGCCCAUCGUGUGAACGCACGUUCUUUCUGUCAUUUCAGGGCAACCCGACUGGUUAGAUGCCCUUGUCAUGUGCUAUCUUAAUCGGAAUAUCAUUGGCCAAGUCAUUUCCCAUAUAUGCUAUCGUGUGUUUAUAUUGUUCAGAAGGUAUUGUUAAGGCUUUAAGUAGAUGCAACUGGUGUCUUGACCAAAACAACAGCCUGUCUCUUUCUUGUUUAGUUACUUAAAGCAAUAAAUCAUC
Molecule: messenger RNA, 2807 nt
Organism: Molossus molossus (Pallas's mastiff bat)
Lineage: Eukaryota; Metazoa; Chordata; Mammalia; Chiroptera; Molossidae
Gene: RFTN1
Product: raftlin, lipid raft linker 1
Exons: 11
Coding region: 134-1867 (577 amino acids)
Source: RefSeq, a predicted model, not a curated record